Messenger RNA from Thamnophis sirtalis, 2218 nucleotides. RefSeq names its product PIF1 5'-to-3' DNA helicase (gene PIF1). The record is from RefSeq and is a predicted model, not a curated record. NCBI's taxonomy places the organism in Eukaryota, Metazoa, Chordata, Lepidosauria, Squamata, Natricidae. Gene Ontology annotation, molecular function: DNA helicase activity. Gene Ontology annotation, biological process: telomere maintenance; DNA repair.
AUGCAACCGGCGGAAGGCUCGGAGCUGGAUGGGAGGAUUCGCUGCACGGUGGCCGUGGAGCAUCUGGGGACGGCGGCGGUACCGAACCGGCUGCUCCUGCGGGAUGCCUGGGUUAACCUCGGGCGGAACGAGUUUCGCGAACUGGUCUUACAGGUGACGAAUGCCUCGGGUCCAGGCCGUCUCCAGAACUUCCCCCUGCGGCAGAACGAAAUGCGCCUGUUCACACGUUUUGUGAAGGACGGGAAGAGCUCGGUCCGGUUGGGUCCCUUAGACUCCAAUUACGUGCAGCUGCUGCUCUCUAAUUGCCCUCCGGAUCGCUUGCGUCGCUUCGUCCAGACUCUGCGCAUCAAAUUUGAAGCCACCCAGCACGGAGGGCGGCCGGUGCCCGAGCGGACAAGGCUCCUCUCUAGCUUGCCGCGCACAUUCGACACAGUAAGCCCGGUACAAGUCCGCGAUUUGCAACAUGCAAAGGCCAGAGAAGCCCUGGCUAACGUUACAGCCACCCCCACGAAAGGACAGAUUCUACGCUGCAGGUCUAGAAAGCGUCCUUUGGAAUCAGUGGAUGGGAGGCAGAUGACUGAAGAAAAGCAGGUGAAGAAGUCGUGGCUGAUGGGCUCCCGAGCAACACUUUCCCAGGAGCAAUCAACAGUGCUGAAUGCAGUGUUGAGUGGAAAGAAUGUCUUCUUCACAGGGAGUGCUGGAACUGGAAAAUCUUAUUUACUGAAAAAGAUUGUGGCCUCCUUUCCUCCAAAUGGCACGUAUGUCACAGCCAGCACAGGAGUGGCAGCAUGUCAGAUUGGGGGCAUCACCCUCCAUGCUUUUGCAGGUAUUGGGUCAGGAAAGGCCCCUCUUCAUCAGUGUCUUGAGCUGGCCAAGAGACCUGGGAUUCGGCAGCAAUGGCUGAAUUGCCGGUGUCUGAUCAUCGAUGAGAUCUCAAUGGUGGAAGGGGAAUUCUUUGAUAAACUGGAAGCGGUGGCUAGAGAUGUCAGGAAAUGUGAGAAUCCAUUUGGAGGAAUCCAGCUUAUUAUCUGUGGAGACUUCUUGCAACUGCCUCCCAUUACCAAGGACCACAGACAGCCCAAGUUCUGUUUCCAGGCAAAGAGCUGGAGAAAGUGCAUUCAUUUGAACAUGGAGUUGACAGAGGUUCGGAGACAGACUGACAAGGUGUUCAUUUCUCUUCUGAAUGCUGUCCGUCUUGGCAGAUGUACAGAGGAAGUCACCAGACUGCUGACUCAAACAGUAAUGCAAAAAGUGGAGAGAAAUGGAAUAUUGGCUACACGGUUAUGUACUCACAAGGAUGAUGUAGAGUUCACAAAUAUCAUGCAGCUGCAGCAAUUAGCUGGACAGCCAAGGUCUUUCAAGGCUGUUGACAGUGAUCCUAUGUUGGCAAAGACUCUUGAUGCACAAUGUCCUGUGAAGAGCAUAAUUGAACUCAAGGAAGGUGCCCAGGUGAUGCUUACAAAGAAUCUUGAUGUUUCUCAAGGUCUGGUGAAUGGGGCUCGUGGAGUUGUGAUUGGAUUUGAAACUGAAGGAAAAGGCCUGCCCAAAGUGAGAUUCCUUUGUGGUGUGACUAAUAUUAUUGGCUUGGAAAGAUGGGUUUUUAAAGGGCCAGCAGGCACAUACCUGAGUCGCCAUCAGCUGCCCCUGAAGCUUGCCUGGGCCAUUUCUAUUCAUAAGAGCCAGGGUAUGUCUUUAGACUGUGCCGAGGUUUCUCUAGCCCGCGUCUUUGAAAGUGGACAGGCUUAUGUAGCACUUUCUCGAGCUCGUAGUCUGGCAAGUCUUCGAGUUUUGGAUUUUGAAGCCAAGUUAGUCAGAGCUAAUCCAUGUGUACUGCAAUUUUACAAGGAGCUGAAGAGAGACCAAUUUUUAAAUCAGGCCUCUUUGCAUUCCUAUAUUCACGCUGAUAAGGAAAAUGAAAAAGUUAAAGGAACAUUUAUAGGUUGAGAAUCCUUGGUACCAUAUUAUUAAUUAAUUUACUUUUGGAACAGCUGCUUCUACAAAUUCAAUAUUUCUAUAAAGCAUUCAAGCAUUGUGAAGAAGAGAAGAAUUAUGAGAUAUUGUUCUCUUAUAAACAUGAACAGUCCAUCUGCCUAAAAUGAACACUGAAGUUUUAACCCAAAUCAUUCUGCUUCUGAGUUUGCACUGACAGAUCUUAAAUUCAAUUACGUGAAGCCACCUUGACUGAAUAGUCAAAUUUUGCUAGGCUAUUUACUUCUAA